AUGGUACUUACUACGAAGGAUUGCGACUAUCUCGUCAUCGGCGGCGGUUCUGGAGGCCUGGCAAGCGCUCGACGAGCAUCGAAGUUGUACGGUGCGAAGACCAUCAUCGUGGAGGCCAAACGACUCGGAGGAACCUGUGUCAACGUCGGCUGCGUUCCCAAGAAAGUUACGUGGCAUGCGGCCAGCAUCCGAGAGACGCUGAAAGAUGCAAAGAACUAUGGCUUCUCAUUAGAGGAGACGAAGUCGUUCGAUUGGCAGUCUUUUGUUGCAAAGCGUUCAGCUCUGGUCAAGAGGCUCAACACAAUCCACGAAGAGCAUCUCAAAGAGGACGAGGUGGAGUAUCUACAUGGGGUAGCUUCAUUCAAGGAUUCUCAAACCGUCGAGGUCACUUUGGAAGGCAGCUUGACUCGGGUACUCGUGAAGGCAAAGCAUAUCCUCAUAGCGGUUGGCGGACGUCCAAGCAUCCCUGGCGACGUUGAAGGCUCGGAGCUAGGAAUCACCUCUGACGGAUUCUUCGAACUUGAAAGACAGCCUCGAAAAGUGGCUAUUGUUGGGGCAGGCUACAUUGCAGUCGAAUUGGCGGGCAUGUUCAAUGCGCUUGGUACCGAGACUCACAUGUUCAUUCGCCAUGAUCGAUUUCUUCGCACUUUCGAUCCAAUGAUACAAGAACAGCUUAUGGCGGAGUACCAGCGACAUGGUAUAGUCGUCCAUAAGCAGUCUUCCCAAGCGAAGGUCGAAGAUAUUGGCAGCGGGUGGAAACGACUGCAUUACAAGGACCAAGAUGGCGAGGCUGCCGACGAUUUUGACUGCAUCCUAUGGGCGAUUGGCCGCACCACUGAAUUAGGUCGUUUGAGCCUAGAUGUAACGAACGUUAAGCUGGACGGCAAAUCUCGAAUCAAGACCGAUAAGUAUCAGAACACGAAUAUCGAGCACAUCAAAGCCAUAGGUGAUGGGUGUGACCGCGGCUUCGAGCUCACACCUGUAGCCAUUGCUGCUGGUCGACGCCUUGCAGAUCGUCUAUUCGGAGGAGAUGCCCAAAUCGACGCUCAUCUCGAGUACGACAGCAUUCCAUCCGUCGUUUUCUCACAUCCUGAGAUAGGCAGCAUCGGAUUGACCGAGCCAGCGGCACGAAAGCAAUACGGCGAUUCCAACAUCAAGGUCUACAACACAAAGUUCAACAGCUUGUACUACUCCGUCUUUGACGAUCGCGAGGACGCGGUCCCGUGCUCGUACAAGCUGAUAUGUGCUGGGCAAGAUCAGAAGGUCGUUGGUCUGCACAUCAUUGGACCUGGAUCUAGUGAGAUGCUCCAAGGGUUUGGUGUUGCUAUCAAAAUGGGUGCUACCAAAGCGGACUUUGAUCGCUGUGUUGCUAUACAUCCUACCAAUGCGGAGGAACUGGUCACGCUGAAGUAG
This is a messenger RNA of Zasmidium cellare ATCC 36951, 1413 nucleotides long. RefSeq lists its product as uncharacterized. Gene Ontology annotation, biological process: glutathione metabolic process; cell redox homeostasis; cellular response to oxidative stress. Gene Ontology annotation, cellular component: mitochondrion; cytosol. The record is from RefSeq and is a predicted model, not a curated record. Bases 1 to 1413 code for a protein of 470 amino acids. Gene Ontology annotation, molecular function: flavin adenine dinucleotide binding; NADP binding; glutathione-disulfide reductase (NADPH) activity. Lineage: Eukaryota; Fungi; Ascomycota; Dothideomycetes; Mycosphaerellales; Mycosphaerellaceae. The transcript is spliced from 3 exons.